This is a messenger RNA of Rodentolepis nana, 1725 nucleotides long. NCBI's taxonomy places the organism in Eukaryota, Metazoa, Platyhelminthes, Cestoda, Cyclophyllidea, Hymenolepididae. The record is from the annotation of a GenBank genome assembly.
CCUCCUGCGGCACAAGUAAGUGGAAAGGGUGUUUCUGUGGCCAAAUUUCUCAAUCACAUUUUGACCAGUUGGAAGGCAGCCACUGGUGAACGUGCACAAGUCGCACAAUUGGUCCAAGACCUUAUUGACGAUAAGGUUUCUUGUGAUGUCUUCCUUGUCCAAUUGUAUUUCCACUUGAAAGCUUCAAGGAGACAAGAUGUGGACAAUUUAUUCUACACUGGUCUCCAUCAACUUCGAAUGGACUUGAUUAAUGGAACUGCAGUGAUUGCUAACAUCAGACCUCCCAAUCCUAAUGUGCUUGUGGGAGCCUCAGCUAUAACCACCACCACCACCACCGGCAGUACAGUAUCGCAAGCUGCUCAACCUGCAACAAUUCAUACUCCGUCUCACUCCUCUGCUUCUCACAUUCUUCCUCGACCUCCACCUCCUGUUGUGCAUAAUCUUCCCCCCAAUUCCACUUUUCAACUCACCACUUCCUCUAAGCCCAUCCGUUCUGCUCCCUUACGGCCAAUCGCUCCACGUUUACAUACUUCUCUUUUCUCUCCACGUGCUGCAGUCACCAAUUCUCCUAUUCCUAACCGACCACUCCGACGUCUCCGACCGCUCCGACCUCUCCAACCAGCGCCUAUAAUAAAUAACACCAACCGUCCACAACUCCGUCUUAAGCCUCCUACCAAUCACUCCACUGCUCUCCCCAUUGCUCCAAUACCCCUUACUCAAUUGCGUUUGAUUUUCCCCUCCCCUCUUCCUUCUUCAACUCCUCCAACCACCUCUUCAUCAGCACUACCCGCGACGAACUCUACUCUCCUUCCUCCCACUUCCCCCUUCGUGCCUACUCAUACUACCCUGUCUUCCUCAGCUAACGUGUCUUCCUUCUCUUCUUCUACUUUUUCCCCUUCUUGCAAUCCAAUGUCCUCACCUCAACCGACUGCUUGCAGUCAACUAAAUCAACCUUUCUUCCCUGUCUCUCAGAUUCGACUCUUUCUUACUUCCAAGUUGCCACCUAACGAGGUGGCUUCCCUCACGGAGGAUUCCUUGAAUUGUAUGGCGCAUGGCUUGAACACUCUUCUCAGGACCUUACUCACUCGUAUCUCUCUCGUAGCUGGCCACAAGGCCACCAAAUUAGCCGAUGAUCCUCAUUUGGAGCAAGUAGAUCAUACGAGGGAGCAAAUUGGCUUUGUACAGAGGAUGCAUGAGUUCGAUCAGGAGAAACGGUGUGAGCUUCAAAGGGAAUUUAUUCUCAAGGCUGCGAAGGCAAGUUUUACUCGAAUACGCAAUGAGAAUUCCGAACAGGCCAAAAUACGGGAGAUGGCGACGCAGCUAAAAAACGAGAAGGACGAGCGUGAACGUCAAGAGCAGGCCAAUUUUACAGCUCUUUCAGCUAUUGGCACUUUGACUAACAAGCGACCCCGUCUCUCGAUGAACCUGCCAAGCAGUGAACAAACCAUAAUCACCACUGGUGGUAAUCUCAGCAACAAUCUCAACUCAGCUACCAACGCUGCUACAGCCACAGGUUCCACUGGUUUCUCCCUUAUCAAUUCUACAUCUUCUCUGCGUUUGGUUCAACCUUCUUCUUCAAGUAAUCAGAUUUCAUCUACACCACGUUUUAAUCUCGCCGCUUCGUUACGUGCAAGGCGAGCUGGUUUGCGUGAACUCCAGGUUGUUUUGAACAAGGAUAGGCGUCUGUGUCGGUCUCGAGCUCUAUGUCGAACCUACUGGCAUUGA